Cuscuta epithymum is the source of this 938-nucleotide messenger RNA. Lineage: Eukaryota; Viridiplantae; Streptophyta; Magnoliopsida; Solanales; Convolvulaceae. The record is from the annotation of a GenBank genome assembly.
GCUAUUUGUUCAGUGCACUACCCGCGCCUUCCGUUAACUAAAUCCACUGUUUACUUACGCCAUCUCCUCCGUGUUUAUUCUUUACGCAUCUCCGUCUUGGUUUCACUUCCAAAUCCCUAAUCUAUCUAUUCAUACACAGGGCAAAUGUGUUUUCGAUGGAGACGAGUGCUUCCCAGAGCACUUAAGCCAUGUUUUUCACUGAGAAACAUAUAGCUUCCUGAAUCACUUCUAUCUUCCUUGAUCCGUUUCUUUUUUUUGUGUGUGCUCCCCCUCAACAGUUGUGAGACCCGAGAGGGCGUGAUAACUGAUAAGUGUCUUGGUUAAAGAUCAGUUGGUAGGGAUUGGCUAAAGAAAUCUCCCAAUUCUUACUUACAUUGAUGCUAUUGAUACUGAGACCAACAAGUCAGUUGGGUAAGUGUCCCAGGGAAAAUGCUAAUGACAAAUAUUGUUAAGAUGGGUAAACUGCAAAAUAAGGCUCCACAUGUUCCAAGUAGUGAAUCAUCGCAACCGGUCAGUGCCAGACACAACUUUGCUCCGAGGCCGCCAUCUGGAGCUCAACAUGAUGACUGGCCUUUGAUUCAGCAGCCAUCAGCUACUGAAGUAAAACAACAGUCACAGUUAGAUGAGGUUCCGGAAGCAAUAGAAAGUGGCAUUAAUGGUGACAGUCCCGUGGUGCCCGGGUUUCUUCAUGAUAGGAAAUUGCUGGAGGAUACUUCUGGAGGUGCAGACAGUGACCAUGGUAGAUACCAGCAUCCACUUUAUCAUGGUGUUGAUGAAAGCGAAAGUGAGUUUAUGUGUGCUAAUUUCUUUAGAGGUUUAUAAUUAAACACCAAGAAAAAAUGGCAAACCCAACAUUUGUGCUUGUAAGAUAAGACAGAUAACGAGGGAACUUGCUAAGCUCCGAAUUUUGAUUAUGGGCCCGGGUGGCAGGACAAAUC